Molecule: messenger RNA, 5892 nt
Organism: Phlebotomus papatasi
Lineage: Eukaryota; Metazoa; Arthropoda; Insecta; Diptera; Psychodidae
Gene: raskol
Product: ras GTPase-activating protein raskol
Exons: 8
Coding region: 1694-5524 (1276 amino acids)
Biological process (GO): regulation of GTPase activity
Source: RefSeq, a predicted model, not a curated record
CAGUCGAUGUCAGUUAGUCGCUUAUUCAACACCGUUUUUAAGAAAUAGAAUUAUUUGCUGUUAGCUUUUUUUUCUCGCGAGAGUGAAUAAAUAGUAAAAUUACACUUAUUACAAUUAUUGCUGUGGAAUUUACAUAUUUUCUUGUGUAUAUAUUUGACUUCGUGUCAAACAACGGUGAUCGAGAGGUUCAAUUUUGUUCUUCCUAACCGAAACGUUCUCUGGCUCUUUAAAAUGUUUUGCAAACAGUUUAGUGCGUGGUAUAUUAUGGGUGUAGAAAUUUCUUAGCAAUUUUCCACACUGUGACUUCAAUUAAUUUGAUAUAGAGUUCUAUACUGAGAGAGUCUCGAUGAAAAAAAAUAGAGUUGUCUCUUGAUGAUUUUUGAUCAUACCAAUUGAUCUUGACUGUGCGAUCACGAGCGAUCUUCAUGUUUCUCUUGAUCUUUCUCAAUUGAAAUGAAGAAAUUAUUUGUCAAGCAUGUUGCCGCCGCCCUAAAUACGAAAUUCAACUGAGUUAUUGUGGACGCAAAAGACAACGACACAUUAUUUAUUCAAUAUCGAAUCCUCAAUACAAAAGAUGGAUUUUUUUCGUUUUUAGAGGAAAAAGAAAUAUUCAAACAGUCUAUUUUGGACAUUUACUCAAUCAAUUUCAUUUAAAAUCAAACAUGAGUCACAGACUCUAAACUUCCUACACGUUAUCAAAAAAAAAGUGUGCUCUUAAUGGGCCGCUCAUUUUUUUUUUCUUAUUUGUGCUGUAAAUAAAAAGACAAAGAUAUUGCUUCUAUAACCUUGACAUAUUGGAUUUAAAGAGGAGACAUUGAAUUUCUCGUGAUAAAUUUGAAAAGAAAUUUUCCCUCAAUCCCAUCACACGCUGAUGAUGUGCUUUUCACGGCGAGACAAAUGGUGCCUCAAUUAAAAAUAAACGCGACGAUUGAAGAAAGUAUAUUUUUAGUUUGGUAAAACCAUGAAAAUUUUACACCAAAACAUUUUCCUUCCUCCAAUUCUUCCUUUUCCCUCUAUUUCACUCUCGAUCACCCCAGUUUUUUCGAACGAUAUUGUAUAUACAAAAAAUUUUUUUCAACUUUUCAGUGAAAUAUUUUACAUUGUACAAAUAACUUUAGUGUGUGAAGUAAGGAAAAUAAAAUAUUUACAAAAGUAUGGAAUAAUGAAAAAAAUACUUAUUCGUGGAAUUAAUGAGAAAUUGCUGUGUGUCUGAAAUAUAUAGCACGUUUGAGAGAAAUAUUUAAUUUAGACAAUAUAACUACUUUUUUCUUCAAAGUGAAUAUAAGUAAUAAUUUCACUGGAAUAAUUUUUUUUUGUGUGUGCGGAACUUAUUUAAAAUCGAUCCUCACUCUAUACUGCAAGUGAUAGAACUGUGUGAUUCGAUUUUAUAUAUCAAAACCAACAAAAAAAAUGUGAACAAUGUCAUGAAUACCAAAGAAAAUUGCCUUAAAGAAUUUUUCAAAGAUUCCCCACUGAGAAGAAAAUUGUGUAUGUGCACAUUUUGUGGUUAGUUGAUGUUAGUGCGAUGAUCGAGUGAAAAUAUGAUUGCUGAAGAAGUAAUUUAAGUACUCAACGCGACCAUCAACCAAAAAAAGAAUCGAGUUGAUCGUAGAGAUCAAGUAGCAAUCAAUCAGUGGGGAGAUUGUACAAGUUAGAAAAAAAAAUCUUGGAGUUUUUGCUGAUUUAGAAGAAAAUGAAUUGUGCUACAUUGAUGCCUGAACCAGAGGAUCAGCACGAUCAUGUGAUCGAGAAGGAGAAAGAUCGAAGAACUUCUCACCGACUGACGUCAUGUUUACGAGGGGAACGUGACGAGGCAGACGGUGAGUGUAAGUCGAAAACUCUGCCUCGUAUUCACAUUGAUCACUGCACACAUGAAGACACAUCGUACGAGAAAGCUUGUCGUCGGGGAUCAGCUCCAGCCACGCCGAUUCUCAAUCAGAAACAACCUGAAGCACCAACAUCCAGAUUUACAAAUUUCUUCUCUAAAAGAUCCUUCAGAGCGAACCCGCUGAAACGUACAAAAUCCGUGACGAAAUUGGAGCGCGCUAAGAGGGGCCCAGGUGGGCUAAGAGGAUCACGAUCACAUGAGAGUCUCCUUUCCAGUCACGCUGUGAUGUCAACAAUUGAUCUCUCCUGCACGGGAGCCGUUGGGGUGGCUCCAGUUCAUCAAUCUGUCCUGGGACGAAGGCAUUGCUUCCAGGUGCGUGGUGGACCACGUGGUGAGCGAUACUACAGCUGUGGAAGUCGCCAGGAAAGAGAUCUAUGGAUCUACAGUUUGCGUAAGUCAAUAGCACCCAAUGCUGACCACACACGACGCACGGACAACUCACUGAAGAUGUGGGUGUACGAAGCCAAAGGUCUGCCACCAAAGAAGAAGUACUUCUGCGAGAUUAACCUCGAUAAGACGCUGUAUGGGCGCACAUCGGUGAAGCUCAAGGGAGACCUCCUCUUCUGGGGCGAGUAUUUUGACUUUCCCGACAUACCAGACAUCAAUCUUAUCACAGUUAAUGUUUUCCGUGAGGGUGAACGGAAGAAGAAACGGGAUAAACAUACAUACGUAGGCUGCGUCAAAAUUCCCAUACACGAGAUAACCGCAAGGAUGUUCUGUGAGGAUUGGUAUCCCAUAAUUUCGGACAAAGUGGACAGUUUUGGCAGAAAUUCUGUUAAGGAUGGCUUUCCCACGCUACGGAUAAAGUGUCGCUUUCAGAGUAUCGAUAUUCUCCCACUUGAAAUCUAUGGAGAUUUCCUGACAUAUCUCAAGGAGCACUACAAGAAAGUUUGCGAGAUUCUCGAGCCAGUGAUUGGUGUCAAAGCAAAGGAAGAUAUCGGUCAGGCUUUGGUUCUUCUGAUGCAUUCACAGGGAAUGGCGGGUGCUUUCCUCACAGAUGUCGUAGCCCUGGAUUUGCUUCGUGUUGGCGAUCAGAGGCUCACAUUUAGAGGAAAUUCACUCGCCACCAAGAGUAUGGAGGCCUUCCUUAAGCUCACCGGUGAGCAGUACCUGCAAGACACACUCUCAGCCCCAAUUGCGGAGAUCAUUUCCAGCGACAGGGACUGCGAGGUGGACCCCUCAAAAGCUACCGGAAGUCUAUCGCGACAACAACAGGCGCUGAGGAAUGCUGUGAGAGUUGCAUGGACAAGCAUCGCAGACUCGCAUAAACACUUCCCACCUCAGCUCCGGGAAUGCUUUGCUACCUUUCGUGAGCGUCUGGAGAUGCUAAAUCGUGAAGAUAUGGCAGACAAUCUCAUCAGUGCGUCAAUUUUCCUGCGCUUCCUGUGUCCAGCAAUUCUAUCGCCAAGUCUCUUUAACAUUACCAAUGAGCUGCCAUCGGCACGAGCAACGAGGAAUCUCACACUUGUGGCCAAAACCCUUCAGACUCUGGCUAAUUUCACACGGUUCCAGGCCAAAGAAGGCUUCAUGGAAUUCCUCAAUGAUUUCCUUGAGCAGGAGGCGACCCGUAUGAAAGAGUUUCUGCAUCUCAUCUCCACACGAACUGAUCAACCUGCCCAGGAAACCAUCCUCGAUUGGACAGGAUAUAUUGAUCAGGGAAAGCAAUUGUCCAUUCUGUAUACUUUGCUGUCUGAGAGUAUUGCUAAGUUGUCGAGUGCUAGGCAACAGGAAUUGCAUCAUUUGAUGCUGAUAAUGGAGAAAAUCACGAAAGCUAAGGAAGUGACGGUAUUUGCACAGCAACCUGGAGGGAAUCAGGAGAAUUUGGGCAAUGUGCAGAAUGUUCAGUGCAAGACAAAUGAUAGGGGUAUCAUUCGGGGUGUUCUUACACCGAAUUCUCUGGAGAAGAAUAUUUUCCGGUACAAUGAUCCUACGUGUUCACCUUUCUUGAAUAGCCCACAUCAAUCCAAUGGACUUCAACACUCCCAAUCGACUUCUAGUAUCUCCUCGGCUCCGGUCCUGCAUCAAAGUGUUGUCAUUCCAGCUUCAAUACAACACCACAUUGCCAAUUCGACCGAUCGUCUGCAUCAGCAGCAGCAGCAACAAGCAAAUUCCCCUGCACGAUCACACAAAGCUCCAGCUGCUCCGACAGCCUUCUACUAUGCACCCAAAGUUAUUGGAGGACAGCAGAAGGACACCAAAGACUUUAUCAGUAGCAGUUUCAGGGCCAAUACAUUGCCCAGGAACAAUAUUAUCAUCAAUACCAAUGGGAAUCAUCAAAAUGCGCCAAAAUCCGAAGACAGUAAUUCCAAUUUCAUUCAAAUUGGCGUAGACACUUCGAAUGCUUUUGUGCGAAAGAGUCCAACACCACUCCUGAAGACUACACCGAAUAAGAACCGAUCUAGCACUACGAUUAUCGGUCAAAACCGAAGUAUUGUGAAUCUGGGAAUGCCAACAGAGAGUGUGGUGGCUAAUAGCAGUAAUUUCAAUAUGCCCAUGAAUCUGGAAGAUUUAGACGAUCUGCUGAAUUAUGCAGAUGAACAGGCAACAAAACCAACUGCAGGAUCUACCACGAAGGAGACUCUAGCGGCAAAGGGCAGUAAUGCGUCCAUUGGACAGAUCUCGAAUGUUUGCAGCAGUGGAUACCAGAGUAUUGCAACACAGAGUCAAAGUUCAUCACCUGUGGAGAAUCAUCAUGUGGCAGAUGCAAAAGGAGUCAAACGUGCACCACCAGUAAAAUAUCAAUUUGGAGGGACAAAGGAUACAGUCAAUGCUGUGACGACAAGUGGACAAGCUUUGGCAUUCAAGAAUCCCCUCUAUCACAUCCAGAACCACUCACAUCACUCACAAUCGUCACAGAAAAGUUCCUCUUUGACCCCAUCGAGCAGUGAAGAACGUUUGGAUUAUGCUAAUGUCAAUGGUAACAAUGCAGCAGCAGUUAUUGGUGAGAUUAGGGGUGAGAGUGAACUAUCAAUGGUGGCAGCUGACAUCUUACCAGCCCCAACUCGUCUCAGUGCUCAUCGACUACCACGUACUAAUCCUAUGAUUCAGUACAAACGCGAUGAACCACUGACAAACUUAGGCGCGGGCGGAAGUCGAUGCUAUCAAAGGCGUCUCAGUGUUGAAUCUGCUAGAACCCUGUCAGACAGUUCUACAGAUACAGAGGGGUACACAUUGGAAGGCAAAAGACGACGAUCAGGACGCUCAGUUGAGCAGUGUGAGCGAGAAAUUCAGAGACUUCAGGCUUCUGUGGAUUCACUAAGGCAUAAGCUGGAAGAGUCCGACUUGAGGGACUCUAAUGAUGAUCUUCUGUCUAUGUCGCAUCACAGUGAUAGCAAAAUGAGGAGUAUCAUUAGCAGGUUAAUUGCAAUGGAAGAAGAAUUGCGAAGAGAGCAACUAAAAAUGUCCCUUGCGCUUUCACAUAAACAACGGGUAAUCGAAGCACAAGGGCAACAAAUUGCCGCUUUAGAUGCGGCCAACAAUCGUCUUCUCAGUGCUCUAUCCAGCCUUCGGCAACGCUAUGAAACCCAACAGGCCAAUGGGACAAUGGACGAAGCCAUGGGACGUAGCGAUGGAGGGCAUGUUGAUCCUGACAGUACAGGAAGCGGUCAAAAUGGACAAGCAUCCACAACAUGUUGAACAUCGUGGCAUGAAACUUGAAACCUUAUCUUUUAGAUUUUAGCAUUAAAUGUAUAAAAUUGUUAAAUUAAUAGCCACUUUUAAGUUUGUAUAAUCCUCCGUCUCUCUCACCCCAAAAUCCUUUGAUGUAUUUUAGAUUUAAAAUAUUGCUGCUAUUUUAGUGAUUAGGAAAAUUUUAGUAUGUAAGUUUGACAUAUUGCACUGAAUCACUAUCAACUACUAGAUGAAAGAGUAUUAUCUUGAUAAAUUUAAUGUCAAAUGCAGAAAUUUUAUUUCGCUAAUUUAUUGGAAACACCAAAGAAUACACAAUUUAUUGGUAAUGAAUUCUUCAAUAGAUGUGGGCACAAUAAAAUAAACAUUACAAUAAA